Molecule: messenger RNA, 777 nt
Organism: Paramecium octaurelia
Lineage: Eukaryota; Ciliophora; Oligohymenophorea; Peniculida; Parameciidae
Source: the annotation of a GenBank genome assembly
AUGCACAACGAGUUUUAAUCCCACAAAGGCAAAAAAUAGUUAAAAAUUGAGUCAUUUUUGUAAGGGAAAAUAAUAAAAGCCAAAAAACUGAAUAAUAGUUUUCUAUUUCACAAUUCAAGAAUGAUAUCACUCUAAAAUAAUGGAAUGCUUGUCUAUUAUAGUAAUUGUUUCAAAUGGCCCUCUAAAUAAUUUGAUUAACAUAAAAAAAAACCAAAAUGUGGGGUAUAUUUUAACAAUGUCUAUCAUUCGUGUGUACAAAAUUCAGAGAGUGAAAUUGAACUGAUCGUGAAAUUUCAGAAAUUUUAGCUUUAUCAUUUUGAAAAUACAUAUGAAAGUUAUGUUAAGGAGCCAAGAUGUUCAGAUAUAGUGCUCUGGAUUUUCAAUAUACCAAUAAAUAACCUUGAGCUUAAUCAAAAGUUUCAGUCAGUUAGAGACAUCGACAAUUUUCAUUCAUUCUACACAAUUAAAGUAGCUAAUUAAGAUGAAAAGACUCAGAAAAGUAUAUCGUAAUAAGUCAAGACUGAAAAAACUACAAUUGAAUAAAGAAUAAAUAACAAAGAUUUCAAAAAUAAAAAAUAAGUAUAAUGGCUGGAUUUACAACCUGAGAACCUCAAUCAUUAAGACCAUUAAUUCCCUGAUCUUGUAAUUAAAAGUAAAUAAUUCAGUUAUGAUGAUGCAUGGUUAAUAAAUGAAGAGUGUAUCGAUCUGUAAAUGAAAAAUAUGUAAAUUAAAAGAUCCUCCCUCCCUUGCCUCAUCUCCUCCAAAAAACAAAAUUGA